Messenger RNA from Funneliformis geosporum, 381 nucleotides. NCBI's taxonomy places the organism in Eukaryota, Fungi, Glomeromycota, Glomeromycetes, Glomerales, Glomeraceae. The record is from the annotation of a GenBank genome assembly.
AUGGUACAAAAACGUCUUAAAGAUUUCGACAAUAGUCUUGACAAAUAUACAGCGUUCCUUACGAAUGAAAUUCAAAAUGGUACAUAUGUUUCCGAAAAAGAUGAAUGGGUAGCAUGUGACACUCCAUCACGUCGUCGUCGUCGUCUUACUUCGGCAAUAUUAAAACGUGCUAAUGCUACCACACAAUGUUCUUUAAGUUGGGCUACUGAUACUAAUGAAAUCAAUUGUCCUUUUGUUUGGGAAUCUAUUGAUAAAAAUCCUAAUUUAGAUUUAGGACAAGGUUAUUAUAAAGCUGCUAUACCUUUUGUUGAUAAACAAAUCGCCAAAGGUGGUUACAGAUUAGGCACCUUUUUGAAUUCCAUUUUAACUAAAAAAUGUUGA